Molecule: messenger RNA, 1374 nt
Organism: Exophiala spinifera
Lineage: Eukaryota; Fungi; Ascomycota; Eurotiomycetes; Chaetothyriales; Herpotrichiellaceae
Exons: 2
Coding region: 1-1374 (457 amino acids)
Source: RefSeq, a predicted model, not a curated record
AUGUCUGGUGUUGAGAUUGGCAUCGCAGUCAUCGGAGCGGUAGCAGCACUCGUUACAGCAUACAAGGAUGCCGGUGGAAUAGUUGGAAACAUCAAGGCGCGUCGCAAGACAAAGGGGGCUCUGCCUCCGAGCUUUGCCUUGGAAGAAUCACUCAAGGAAGGGCAAGAGGAGAUUGAAAGAAUUACAGCCAAGGGCAUUCGACGAUUCGGCUCCGACUUUGAGCAGGGCGAUGACAUCGCGUAUCGCGCCCUACAAGCACUCAUCAUCGAGGUGCAGGCGACUUUCUUGCACCAUCUGGUCACGGCAGGCAAGGACGACGAGUUCGUCGACUUUGAAUCGUGCAUCGAUUCCGCGAUUGAAGCUAGGCUCAGAGCUGUCACCAUCCUGAACGAGCUCUACCUGCGGCAGCAGAGGCGCUCUAGCCUGGUCAACGAGCCAGUUCAACAAGUACUCGGGCAACUGCGAAAAGAGGACAACAAGACCUGUGGCGUGGAAGAAACUAACGAAUUAAAGGCACCCAGUAACACAGUUGGACCAGAAGUAGCUACGGCACCACGUCCUCCAGCAAGUCGCAAAUCGUCUUGGAAUGUCUUCAAGAAACACCGACGCACCUCUUCAACGGAGUCGCGUAGGGAGGACCCUUCGACGGUCCGGGGAUCGAGAGGAUCAACGGCCACUGUCACGUCUCCUGUGCUAUCCGCAUCACCUGGCUCAUUCACAUUGAGAACAUCGCGCACAUCGGCAAUACUCACUCCCCCUAUCAGUCCUGCCUCCACGUGGACACCGUACGACGCCAUCACUGCUGCGGGCUUCUGCGAAGGAGCUCACUAUGCCCAGCAAGGCCUCUACGAGAAGUCGGUCCAGGUUUCAAUGAGGAACAUGGAAUGGUCCUGCCACUGUCGCAAGUGCUCCUUUGCCACGCCCGCCGACAAAGACGAGCGUGGCCGUCCGCGGUUUGACGACAACGUGUAUGAAGCAUCGACGCUCCGUUUCCGGCCUUUACUGUUGUUCAAGUCUCACCUGCCAUCGAAGGAGAAGAAAGCGCGAAGCUACAAGUGUUUGAUCUGCAUCUUGGGAGGUGAUUCAUCUUCAAACUUCCACGGCGAAGUCCAUCUGCUCGAACAUCUUUCUCACCACCAAAGCGCGUUAGUGGGUGGGGUGGAACUGGUCGGUCCGAUCUGCCUGGAAGCUAUAGGUGUGAGAGAGGGUUCAGAGAAGACAUUCGAUAUCUGUUUCCCGAUCACGUCUGGUUUCUCUUUGCCAGCAGGGGCAGUCGAGCUGGACGACACAGCAAUCGUGGAGGCUGACGGGAAUGAGUACGGGGAAGAGGAGGAAGUGUUCAAGAACCAGUGGGUGAACGAGGGGCUCCGAUGA